This is a messenger RNA of Micropterus dolomieu (smallmouth bass), 2408 nucleotides long. RefSeq names its product acyl-CoA thioesterase 11a (gene acot11a). The record is from RefSeq and is a predicted model, not a curated record. Bases 1 to 1890 code for a protein of 629 amino acids. Gene Ontology annotation, molecular function: lipid binding; thiolester hydrolase activity. NCBI's taxonomy places the organism in Eukaryota, Metazoa, Chordata, Actinopteri, Centrarchiformes, Centrarchidae. The transcript is spliced from 17 exons. Gene Ontology annotation, cellular component: extracellular exosome.
AUGUCUUCAAAUGUAUGUUUGGUACUCCAUUAUGCAGGAAUCAGCGGCAGCACCAGCCCUGUGUUGCUGAUCCGCAGAAAGAGGUGGAGGAGGAGGAGGAGGAGAGAAGAAGAAGAAGAAGAAGAUGAAGACGAAGAAAAGAACCCGACAGAGGUGAAAAUGAGUCAGAUAGUGAUGCCCUGUCACAGCAACCAUCGACAGGAGCUGAGCGUCGGAGAGCUGCUCAAAUGGAUCGAUUCCACCGCCUGCCUCUCUGCUGAGAGGCACGCUGGGUGUCCCUGCGUCACGGCCGCUAUGGAUGACAUCCACUUCGAACACACCAUCAGAGUGGGUCAGGUGGUGAACAUCAAGGCAAAGGUCAACAGAGCCUUUAACACCAGCAUGGAGGUGGGCAUACAGGUGAACUGUGAGGACCUCUUCUCUGAUCGCCACUGGAGGGUUUGUGACGCCUACGCUACCUUUGUUACCCAGCGCACAAACACAGGGACAAAGGUGAUCUUGAAGCCCAUUGUCCCUCACACUCAGAAAGAGCAGGUGGAGUACAGCGUGGCGGCCGAGAGACGGAGGGUCAGGAUGAUACACGAUGACAUCAUCAAAGAUCUGCUCUCUCAUGGGUCGAUCCAACAUGCUGACAUCUCAGCAUUAGGUAAUGCAGUGGCAGCAGAGAGGACCAAGGUGGAGAGUGUUGAACUGGUUCUACCCUCACACGCUAACCAUCAGGUGAAUACAUUUGGAGGACAGAUUAUGGCCUGGAUGGUGAAUGUAGCUAUGAUUGCUGCCAGUCGUCUGUGUCAGGCUCACCCGACUCUGCGGACCAUUGACAUGUUCACCUUCAGGGGGCCGUCUCAGAUUGGCGACAGACUGCUGCUGAGGGCUAUAGUCAACAACGCCUUCAAAAACAGCAUUGAGGUGGGGGUGCGUGCAGAGGCCUACCAGGAGGAGGGACCUAACCGACACAUAAACUCUGCCUUCAUGAUCUUUGAGGUGCUCGACCAUCACGGCAAGCCAUGUACCUUACCAAGGAUACGACCCGAACCCCUGGAAGGGGAGAGGCGGUAUCAAGAAGCCAUAGCCCGGAAGAAGAUAAGAUUGGACAGGAAGUACAUAAUUUCCUGCAAGCAGAGCGAAGUCCCUCUGUCUGUACCCUGGGACCCUACAAACCAGGUGUAUCUGAGCUUUAACAAUGUUUCGGCGCUGAAGAUGUUGGCUGCUAGAAAGAACUGGCGGCUCACCUCUGAGAAAGACAAGGUUCGUCUUUACACGCUGGAGCAGAAGUCCACGCUGAGUUUCAGGGUGGAAUCGGAGGUGGAUGUUCCUGCUCACAGAGCCUCUUGUCUGCUGGCUGAGCUGAGCAACAGGCCGAGCUGGGACACACAUUAUCAGAAAUGUGAGCUGAUUCACCGGGUGGACGAUGACGACUUCCUGUAUCGUGUGGUGACCCCAUCAGUGCCUCGUGGUAAAGUAGGUUCCCCGACUAAAGCCAGCAAGGAAGAAGGGAUUCUCCAGGACUUCAUCUUGUUGGCUUCGAGGAGGAAGCCGUGCGGCAUUGGAGAUCCUUACGUCAUCGCUCUGCGUUCAGUGUCCCUGCCCACCCACCCUCCCACUGAGGGUUAUAACAGAGGAGAGGUUGUGUGUGCUGGAUUCACCGUACUGGAGACCAAAAACAACAUGUCGCUGAUCAGUUACUAUAACCAGGCGUCUCCGGAGGUUCUUCCCUACAUCUCCACCGAUAUUGCCGGCCUCUCCUCCUCUUUCUACCACAUCUUCUGCUCCUGCAGCAAAUACCUGACCAAGAACAGACAGAAGUCCGCCUCAGAGGAGCAAACGGGCCAAAACCAAGCCACGAAUACAGAGCGUGUGGCAGCAGCCCUCAGCAGCACCCAGCUGUAGACGGUCUGUGGGACUUUCCAGGCCACUUCACAUUACAUAGUUAGUGAGGUCAAGCUGCUGUUGGUACAACAUGGUACGAUUAAGACUUAAAAAAGUCAUUUGCAUUAAAGACAAUAUGAUAGUUGGUAUUAAAAUACCAAAUCGAAAAUACAAGGCAAAGUUUUACAGAUCACAAUAAAAUGAGUAAAAUAAAGCCCAUGCCAUAGAUACUUAAUGCUCACUCUAAUAUUCACCCAGAAUCAAGUGUAAGAGACCUGGUUUCUGAAUACUUUUACUAUUCUUUGAUCUACAUUAAGGGGAAAAAGGCUCAUUCUGUAUGAAUUAUUCUGUUUGUAAAUCUGUGGUAAAUGUUAACCAAGUGUGGGGUUAAUUGUGAUAAACACUAACUGUAGCAUUACGAGAAGUGUCUCCAUUUGCAUGACUGCAAGUUGCACAAGGUAACGAGUGUCUUUUCAUAAAAACAUUGAUGUUUUAUUAAAUGCUUCCAUAGGACUUUGAAUAAAAUGUUUGUAACAGAA